GAGAUAAUUAUGUGGACAUCAGUUUCUUCCUACGUCGUCUAGCUGGCUGUGUGGCUACGACAUCCUCUAUGUCGCCAUCGUUUAGAUACAUAGGUACCUAUGUAGGUAGGUAGGUAGGUAGGCUCCUUUAUCUUACAUGUGUAUAUCUCAAAUUUCUUUUAGGGCCUUGCCUCAAACACAAACCAACGAUUACAUUCUCCAAAUUGAAAUCCCACUUUAUAUAAGCACACCUUGUUCCUUUCCCCAAUUCUCCUAAAUUCGAGGUUAUUAGCAGCAAUGUCUUUUCCUGCUUUCCCUAAUCUACCUGUCGAGAUUCAAGCCGAAAUAUGGCGAGAGUACAUCUUGGACGCGAACAGAAAUCGCCUCGUACCUAUGGACGAUGUGAAAAAGCAAAUUUUGCCGACACCUUCUCUCACAUCACCGGCCCUACGUAUCAACUUCUUGGCUCGGAAAACAUAUUUAGAUAUGUAUCCGGUCCAGCUGCCCGUCUUUCGAACUUUGAUGGAGCCGACAUUCCUAAGCGACGAUGAGGAUGAGGAUUGGGAAGACGCGCAGAGUGACGACGGUAUAUCUGGCGCACCGUGUGGAUGCAUCUACAUCAACUUUGAAAGAGACAUCUUCGUAAUUGACAAAUAUGAGCGGUUCAAUUUCAGUUUCGAAGAGUUAGGAUUCAAUGAAAAUCGCAGAUCCACCAUUUUUGCAGUAACGGAAUCAUUGAGUCCAAACCAGUAUGGGCUUAUAAAGCACACUAGUAUGACUUUCUCUCCUUUAAAAUACAUUUGAUAUAGCUAGUUGUUUUAACGCCGAGAGCACAUGAAAGCUAACAUCUUGAUCUUAGUGGAGGUCUACCCGGUCAUGUGUAGUGAACCUUUCCCUGAAAUUGAGGAGUUGGAAAGGGAGAUCGAGCCUAGAUUCAAAAUAAAUGAAUUCAGUGGGUGUCAAACUUGUCGACAUGUCUAUGUAUUAUUUGAUCGGUGGUAUUCACUACUGGAUGACUUAUUGACCCUUUCGGGCAUUGAGUUCUUUGAACAGUGGGAUAUAUUUACGCUUGUUCAUGAAGG
Molecule: messenger RNA, 1061 nt
Organism: Daldinia vernicosa
Lineage: Eukaryota; Fungi; Ascomycota; Sordariomycetes; Xylariales; Hypoxylaceae
Exons: 3
Coding region: 277-783 (168 amino acids)
Source: RefSeq, a predicted model, not a curated record